Chaetomium globosum CBS 148.51 is the source of this 720-nucleotide messenger RNA. RefSeq lists its product as uncharacterized. The transcript has a single exon. NCBI's taxonomy places the organism in Eukaryota, Fungi, Ascomycota, Sordariomycetes, Sordariales, Chaetomiaceae. The coding region runs from base 1 to 720 and encodes 239 amino acids. The record is from RefSeq and is a predicted model, not a curated record.
AUGACCGAAUCGACCUCCUGGCAGUGGAUCCUUGUCCUCUCCCUCACCGCUCUUCUCCUCUCCCUGGCCGUGCUCGCCCAGGUCGCCAACCGUUUUGCAAAGGCAUACCGGGAUGCGCCGAGCGAGGUUUCCACCUUCCUGGAUGUCAUCGACAGUUCCAUCGCCGAAAACGAGUCAUACGAUCGCGAUAUCACAAAGCUCCAGCGGGUAGAGGACAAACUCCGGCUAAGCCGGCUCCUGCGGGAUAUUCAGAGAGGGGGAGAUGCGCUGCGAGAGGAAUUGAACGCUUUGGUGGUUGGAGGGGAUGAACCCCACCUGCAAAUCAGUGCUCGCAUGUGGUGGGCGAGCCACCGGUUGAGGCUGGAGGAAAAGGUGCGACGGCUCGAUUUGCUCAGGAUGCGCUUUCUCGUUGUCCAUAUGGGCAUUAUCGCCGGCACGGCAACCGAGGCGGCCACAAAGAAGGAUUCCGGCCCACGGGACCCGGAGAAGUCCGUGGCCGUUCCACUUACACCACGGCCGGGCCUACCAAAAGCCCUGGUCGACGGUAUCAAGUCGAAGCCCCCACUACGGCGAUUGACCGUUCAAACGCCGGGACACCAAGAGAGUCUUGAAGGGACUCAUCGCAAGGGCUGGGCCGGAGUGGUGUUGGAGCUGCAAAAGAGCCCACUUCUCCGGGAAAGGCAUGCAAGUAUCGAGUUGGCCAUGUCACGAUCACCAUGA